This is a messenger RNA of Rubroshorea leprosula, 937 nucleotides long. The record is from the annotation of a GenBank genome assembly. Lineage: Eukaryota; Viridiplantae; Streptophyta; Magnoliopsida; Malvales; Dipterocarpaceae.
AAUUAAUUCAACGAGCAAGAAAGCCGCAGUAAUUUAUCUCCAUUUUCCGCUUACUCUUUUCCGAUUCUGCAUCCACGGUCCACGCUCAUCAUUUCCGGUUGUAGUUCCACGGAAGAGAUGACAUUGAACCAGGCGGCAGCGUUAAAGCUCGGAUUAGGGCUAUUGGGUCUCUGCUUGUUCGGCUACAUAGUGGGUCCGCCUCUGUACUGGCACUUCAUGGAGGGCUUAGCUGCUGUCAGCCGCUCCUCCAAUACUUGCCCUCCCUGCCUCUGCGAUUGCUCCUCUCAGCCUACCCUCUCCAUCCCCGAAGGACUCAGCAAUGGUUCCUUUGCAGAUUGUGCAAAACAUGAUCCUGAUGUAGGUGAAGACACUGAAAAGAACUACGCUGAGCUGUUGACUGAGGAACUGAAGUUACGAGAAGCAGAAGCCUUGGAAAAUCAGCAGCGUGCUGACAUGGCUUUGCUGGAGGCUAAGAAGAUAGCUUCUCAAUAUCAAAAGGAAGCAGACAAGUGCAACUCAGGCAUGGAGACAUGUGAGGAAGCAAGGGAGAAAGCUGAAGCAGCACUAGUAGCACAGAAGAAACUAACAGCAACGUGGGAAAUGAGAGCCCGUCAAAAGGGAUGGAGGGAAGGGGUUGCCAAAACUCAACCUCAAACCCAGGGAAAUGCCCAGACUGUCUGAUCUCAACCUGAAACACAGGAAAUGCCCAGACUGUCUGAUAGAGAUCCACAUUGGCAUUAUUUGACACAACCAAAGUUAUUUGCUUUGCACGGUCCUCCCAUAUGUUGAUUCUGAUAUAAUUUUAUGUCUCGCUACACAGCGAAUUUUAUUUUCAUGGAUUUGGUAAAUUAUCUCUAGCGAUCUGAUUUAUUUUAUGGCAAAUAUACGAUAAGAUUUACUUACUUUAUAUUUUUUUGAGUAAAAUAUUAUUUAGUGC